AGAGCUUGCCUACUGCAGUGAGCGUGUUUUGCACGUGCGAGUUGUGCAGAAGCCACGUGACGAAGGUGACGUGGUGAGAUUGAAUGUGAGUUUAGCCAUUCGAGGUCUUCGCACUACACAGCGAGCAGCUUUUUUCAGUCAACAUUCUGCUAUGAGUCGCCAUUCGGUUUCCCCUUCACACCAUUCGGAGGAUUCUCAUACACCUAACAAGAAUAAGCAGCAGGAACCCAUUGAAGGUUAUGAAACAUUUCAAUUAUUUAAAGAUUAUAUGGACUGCAAACUAAAGACAUUUAAACGUGACAUUAUUGAAGAGAGUGAAGAAAGGUCAUUCUCAGCGUUCAAAAGGGCUCAUAAAGAUUCAGAGAUUCCUAAUUUUAGGUUUAAAGGCAACCAACUUCAGUAUAAAUUUAAUACUGGUUGUUUGGAUAAGAUUGACAGUGCUUUCAGAUAUAUUAAGAGCAGCAAGUAUUCUGAUUGUGUGGGGAUUCUCCAAGAUCUCUCUUCAGAUAUCUCGAGGAGGAACAAGUAUAUCCGCUUAGCGGAUCGUUCUCCAUCUGGCUGGGCCGUUGUAGCUGAACUAGAGGGAGACGAUAUUGCCUCUGGGUCCGAGGAAGAACGUAGAUUCGAGAAAGCUGAGAAUAAAGCCCUCCGUAAACGACGUGCGUCCUCGUUCCGGUCCAGAGGAAAACCUAGCUAUGUUUCACCUAGCGCUACUGUCUCUUCUGCUAGCAUGGUUGAUGCUUCUAGGGACUCUACAGCCGGUCAGAACCAGCCUUUUCGUCCCAUGGUCAAACGAGGUCCAUCUCCCAACCAACAGUGCUACUUCUGUGGAGGUUUCGGCCACUGGAGGAUCUCCUGUCCUGCGGCAGCUUUACUACGUGCAGCCCAGUCAGCCAGCUCCGAUUCAAUACAGUCCAACCAAGUUGUCAAGAAGUAGAGAAUUCACUUCAGGUCGAGUUUCUGCGGGAAGUUGCAGUUCCGAUGUUCAGGUGCCAGCAGUCCAUGAAACCAAGAUACGACAGAGGGAUGCUACCUGUGCUUCAGAUUUUGACAUUGAUAAUUCAGCAGGUUUAGGAGGUACUGACUUAGAUUCUGAAUUCAUUCAACUAAGGUCUUACGAGUUUGAAUCCAACACUUCGUGCAUCGUGAAAGGCAGUUUAAAGAAGCAUGUUUCCUUUUGGAUUAAUAUUGGAGCCCCUCAGUUUGUAAUCGAUACUAUUACUGAUGGUUAUGUCAUUCCAUUCGUUGAUAGUCCUCCUCCAUCCUUUUCUAAAAAUAACCAAUCAGCAUUGAGGAACGAUACUUUCGUUGUACAGGCUAUUGAAGAACUCUUAAAAAACUCUUGUAUUGUCGAGCUUGAUAAUCCCCCUUUAGUUGUUAAUCCUCUUUCGGUAGCUACACGGCGUUCAGGCAAAAAGAGACUUAUCCUUGAUCUUAGGUAUGUCAAUCAGUUUGUUUACAAAAGAAAGAUUGUUUUUGAGGGCUAUAAAACAGCUUUGGAUUUUGUGCAAGAUACAGGUUUUAUGUUUAAAUUUGAUUUAAAAUCUGGUUAUCAUCACAUUGAUAUACAUCCUAGUCAACAACAGUAUUUGGGUUUUGCUUGGAAUGCUAACGGCAUUAUUAGGUACUACUGUUUCACAGUUUUGCCGUUUGGGUUAACAUCUGCACCUUACAUUUUUACUAAGUGCAUUCGUCCUCUAGUUACUUAUUGGCGAAGGCAAUCUGUUUAUAUUGUAGUGUACCUUGACGAUGGCUUUGGCUAUGCUAAAUCGAAGGACUUGUGUUCUCUUCAUUCAGACAUUGUUAGAGAUACUCUGGAACAAUCAGGUUUUGUCGUUAAUGUUGAUAAGUCAGUAUGGCACCCUGUUGCAGAGUUAGAGUGGCUUGGAUUCACAUGGAAUUUAGAUUCUAGUGUUCUUUCCAUUCCUGUCAAGAAAAUAGAAGAUAUAGUGUCUAAUUUUUCAGCAUUCACAUCUGAUUUGCCAAGGUUCACAGCAAGGAGUUUAGCUGCUUUAGCAGGGAAGGUUAUAGCUCUUACUCCAGUUUUGGGCGAUGUUUGUAGACUUUUCACAAGGCAUAUGUAUUCGGAGGUCCAUAAGGCUUCU
Messenger RNA from Haliotis rubra (blacklip abalone), 2105 nucleotides. RefSeq lists its product as uncharacterized. Gene Ontology annotation, molecular function: nucleic acid binding; zinc ion binding. The transcript has 2 exons. The record is from RefSeq and is a predicted model, not a curated record. The coding region runs from base 152 to 937 and encodes 261 amino acids. Lineage: Eukaryota; Metazoa; Mollusca; Gastropoda; Lepetellida; Haliotidae.